AUGAUGAGAAGAACGAGCCCUGAGACCAUCCGGGAAGAGCUGGAGCCUAGACUCUCAGCCGGAGCCUGCAUCCACCUCACCGAAUCCGAAGAGUUUGCUAAAUCGAACCUGCGAUUCACAGACUAUGAGCGUCCGACGUAUCUUGCGGCUGUUGAGCCGGCGUGCGAAGAGGAUGUGAUUCAAGUCAUGAAAUAUGCCCGAGAAAAAGACAGUCCGUUCGCACCUCGAUCAGGACACCAUGCUGUCACUACGACGAUGCGGCACCUGAAAGACGGGAUCCUCAUCGACAUGCGUCCGCUAAACAAGUUAGAAUUUGACGCCGAAAGGCAUCAAGUUACCGUCGGCGGAGGCGUCAUAACGGACAACUUUGUCAAGUACCUUGAGUCGGUUGGGAUGGAAGUUAACGUUGGGUCCUGCCCGACCACGGGUGUGAUAGGAGUUGCAUUCGGAGCCGGUCUCGGCCGUCUCCAAGGAAAAUACGGCUUCUUGCACGAUAACAUGGUGUCUUGUAAGAUGGUGCUCGCCGACGGCAGCGUUGUUCUGGUGUCCAAGAAUUCCAACCCCGAAUUGUUCUGGGCUAUCCGCGGAGCUGGGCACAACUUUGGCAUCGCGCUAGAGGCUACGUUUCGCGUACAUCCACAGGCAAACAAGGGCAUACACUAUACUUGGGACCUGGAGUAUACUGUUGAGCAGUGUGAUUCUGUCUUUGAGACACUCAACAGCGUUCAUGAAGUGAUGCCAGCCAAUUUGGCCAUCUUCGUGCUGUGGCAUCAUAUACUCGUCAAUCUGGUUUGGUCUGGUCCCGAAACCGAGGCAGAUCCAUGGAUUCAACGGUUCAAGAACCUAAACCCCGUUAUCAACAGCGGGAAACUAACCACAACAUGGGCUGACCUCCCAUGGAAAACAUACAAAGGCAUGAACAACGUUCUCAGUAAGCCAGAGGUCUGGUCUAAAGCGCCUUACAAGAUGAUGGGGGCUGCUUGCGUCGAGAAGUUCGAUCUCAAGACCACCCGGGCAUUUUUCGAGAGUGUCAGGUCCAUGAACGAAGAAUGGGCGGGCAAGGGCUUCUUCGGGGCCAUGUUCGAAUGCUUGCCCCACCAAAAAGUACGAGAGCUACCCAGCGAAGCGACGGCAUUCCCUUGGCGCGGGGGAUCGAAUCAUUUCUUAAUGCUCAUGGCGACGCCGUUGAAGCUUGAGUUUAAACCAAAGUUCGAGGAGCACCUUGACCGGUGGAAGAAGGAGUUCAUCGCAACGUCGGGUUACGGUCGACUGCAGCAGUACGUGAACUAUGGCAACACGACAACUACGAUGAAGGAUCCUCCAGAAGCGUUGUAUGGUUAUGAGCCUUGGAGGUUAGAGAAGUUGCGUGCCUUGAAGCAGCGUUACGACCCCGACAAUGUGUUUUGCUGGUACCAGCCUUUGGUAGAGCCCGAGGCUUCAGAUGUAGUAAAUGUCGCUUGA
Colletotrichum costaricense is the source of this 1461-nucleotide messenger RNA. Its product is annotated as FAD binding domain-containing protein. Gene Ontology annotation, molecular function: oxidoreductase activity; FAD binding. The record is from RefSeq and is a predicted model, not a curated record. NCBI's taxonomy places the organism in Eukaryota, Fungi, Ascomycota, Sordariomycetes, Glomerellales, Glomerellaceae. The transcript has 5 exons. The coding region runs from base 1 to 1461 and encodes 486 amino acids.